Messenger RNA from Yarrowia lipolytica CLIB122, 972 nucleotides. RefSeq lists its product as uncharacterized. Lineage: Eukaryota; Fungi; Ascomycota; Dipodascomycetes; Dipodascales. The record is from RefSeq and is a predicted model, not a curated record.
AUGUCGGAUUUCACACAAAAGGUGGAGAAGAAGUUUGGUGAGCUCGUGAUCGAGCACUACUUCAAGAGCGAGCCGUUUGUGUACUCGUCUCCGCUCUUCAACACGAUUGGCGACACGCGAAAGCUGUUUCCGGACCGAAAAAACAUGUUUGAUCGACUCUACGAAGACAACAUCAACCGGGAAUCGCUAGCCGAGACGCAAAAGCUGUUUCCUCCUUCGAAUUACAACGACCUCGUCAAACUUGUGCGGCGGAUCGAGACCGACAAGACCACAGAAACGCUCCAGGAUGACCUGCAACAAAACUGUCUAAUCUACUAUCUGCUUCUGGACGCCAACCAGGAGGCAGCUGACGCCUACGCGACCGAGAUUCUGCUGCCUGUGGCUUACAAGCAUUUCAUGAACGGCUGCUACGCCCUGGAUCGAGCCGACAUGAACACAGCUGUGGAGGAAAUCACCUAUCCAGGAACAGCUUCCACUUACCCUGACGCGGUUGUGCGGGCUCUCAACGCUCAGGCCGUUGCCCAGAAGAAGCGCCGCGAGGGCGACCAGCUCAUUGUGCGGUACUUUGACGAGACCACACCGAAAUGUGACCAGCGAGAGUCCGUGACCAUCUACAUCGCCUGCCUGGCGCGUCUGGACCCCAUGAUGGCUCUUACAUACAUCCGAUCUCUCACGGCCAGCGCGCAAAUGGGCGCCUUUGAGUGUCUCGUCAAAGCAUGCAUUGAAGAACGGUACCUGGGGGGCGUGUGGCGUCUGAGUAAUCUUCCCUUUACUGACCGCGAGGGAGAUUUGCUGCAACAGGCUCUGGACGCUGUCAGCACUGACGAGGAUCUCAACAACGACAUUCUGGUUACCCGGGCUCUGCAUCUGGGCCAGGUUCGAAAAGCAAAGAGUCUCAUUAACCUGGCCGUGGCGAAACGAGGAGGAGAGGAAAAGUGGGGCGAGUACGAGGCCACGUUGGCGCUGUACUAG